CAGAUGUGCUUAAAUUAGCUUCUUUGAGUUAUUUUUUCCAGUACAGAGUGAUAAUAGGGGAGCUUAUUUUUCCCUUUGUGGGUAAGAGGUUUUCCAGCCCCUUCCCUUCCCUGUCACUGCUAUUGUAUUCUGCGUUUAAACGUUGGCAACCCAUUUGAUUAUUUCAAAUUAAGCACUUCUAAGUGGGCUGCCCUGCAAGUGAGGUGUCAUUUAAGGAGCUGUGCAAAUGAUGAACUUAUUAUUAAGAUAAAAGAAGCGAGAUCUCGCAGAUCACUUAGCAAGUCAGGAACUGCUGGGCUCAGGAGUGGGGUGGCUGCAGUGUUCCCGGGAGAACAAUGGGAUUCUUUCCCCGUGGCCCAGGAUCCUGACACGUUCCUACCCUCCACCUCUCAGCAGUGCAGCUCUGGGGGCUGAACAAAGAGCUGCUGCAGCCUGGGAGCGCUCAGGGAGCUGAAAUUAGAGCAGGUGCUCCAGUGUCACGAUGCACGUGGGGACUUUGGGAAGAGGAGCUGUGGAGGAGUGAGGAUCCUCCCCUCGGCACUCCUGGAGUUCCUGGGGAGCGUGGGCUGCUGCCAGUGCUGGAGUGUGGAAGAAUUCUGGGGUGCUCAGCCUGUCCCCCUGCUCACCUGGGCAGCCCUGAGCUCUCCAGGGGCUGAGACAGUCCCAGCAGGGAUUUCCUGGCCCUGUGGGAGCCCCGGGGUGAGCCACUGUUCAGUUGUCUCAAACCCUUGAUGUAGAAUCACAGAAUAUCCUGAGUGGGAAGGGAUCCACAGGAAUCAUCAGUCCAGCUCCUGCCCUGCACAGACACGCCAACAAUCAGAUCAUAGAUAUUUUAUUCCAGAACAAAUAAAAGAGCGAUGGUUUUGGGUUUGAGUUGAAUCUAGCGUAGACUAUUCCUGAACAUUUGGAGGUCCUGGAUUUAACUUGUGUCCAAAAGCGUAGCAGGUAAAGGUUGAGAGGGGAAUGGGGGUAGACAUUCAUCAGUGUGAAAGCCCCAAUGAGAUGUAAGCGUUAGGUGAGGUACAGAAGGUGAGGUACAGAAGGUGAGGUGACCCCUCCCAUCUGUGUUUGGCAGAUGGACCCGUCGUCGCCGCCCUUCCUGCUGGCCAAGCUGACGCCGCUGCACUCGGAGCAGCUGCUGCAGGGCCUGAACGUGCUGCGGCAGCAGCGGGAGCUGUGCGACGUGGUGCUGCGCGUGGGCGAGGCCAAGGUGCACGCGCACAAGGUGGUGCUGGCCAGCAUCAGCCCCUACUUCAAGGCCAUGUUCACGGGCAACCUGUCGGAGAAGGAGAACGCCGAGGUGGAGUUCCAGUGCGUGGACGAGGCGGCGCUGCAGGCCAUCGUGGAGUACGCCUACACCGGCACCGUCUUCAUCUCGCAGGACACGGUGGAGUCGCUGCUGCCCGCCGCCAACCUGCUGCAGGUCAAGCUGGUGGUCCAGGAGUGCUGCGCCUUCCUGGAGAGCCAGCUGGACCCCGGCAACUGCAUCGGCAUCUGGCGCUUCGCCGAGACCUACGGCUGCCACGAGCUCUACCUGGCCGCCAGCAAGUUCAUCUGCCAGAACUUCGAGGACGUGUGCCAGACCGAGGAGUUCCUGGAGCUGACGCACUCGGAGCUGGACGAGAUCGUGUCCAACGACUGCCUGAACGUGGUGACGGAGGAGACGGUGUUCUACGCCCUGGAGGCCUGGGUCAAGUACGACGUGCAGGAGCGCCAGAAGUACCUGGCGCGGCUGCUGCACUGCGUGCGCCUGCCCCUGCUCAGCGUCAAGUUCCUCACCCGCCUCUACGAGGCCAACCACCUCAUCAGGGACGACCACACCUGCAAGCACCUGCUCAACGAGGCCCUCAAGUACCACUUCAUGCCCGAGCACAGACUGUCCCACCAGAGCAUGCUGCUGACGCGGCCCCGCUGCGCCCCCAAGGUGCUCUGCGCCGUGGGGGGCAAGGCGGGGCUCUUCGCCUGCCUGGAGAGCAUGGAGAUGUAUUUCCCCCAGACGGAUUCGUGGAUCGGGCUGGCCCCUCUCAGCAUCCCCCGUUACGAGUUUGGGAUCUGUGUGCUGGAGCAGAAGCUCUACGUGGUGGGAGGCAUUGCCACCCACGUGUGCCAGGGCAUCAGCUACAGGAAGCACGAGAGCUCAGUGGAGUGCUGGGACCCUGACACCAACACCUGGAGCUCCCUGGACAGGAUGUUUGAGAGCCGCAGCACGCUGGGCGUGGCCGUGCUGGCGGGCGAGCUCUACGCCCUGGGGGGCUACGACGGCCAGUCCUACCUGAGGAGCGUGGAGAAGUACAUCCCCAAGGUCAAGGAGUGGCAGCUGGUGGCCCCCAUGAGCAGGACACGGAGCUGCUUCGCUGCUGCAGUGCUGGAUGGGAUGAUCUACGCCAUCGGGGGGUAUGGGCCUGCCCACAUGAACAGCAUGGAGCGCUACGAUCCGAGCAAGAACUCCUGGGAGACCGUGGCCUCCAUGGCUGACAAACGGAUAAACUUUGGGGUGGGGGUCAUGCUGGGCUUCAUCUUCGUGGUGGGGGGACACAAUGGGGUGUCCCACCUGUCGAGCAUCGAGAGGUACGACCCCCACCAGAACCAGUGGACGGUGUGCCGGCCCAUGAAGGAGCCCAGGACAGGCGUGGGGGCGGCGGUGAUCGACAACCAGCUGUACGUGGUGGGCGGGCACUCGGGCUCCUCCUACCUGAACACGGUGCAGCGCUACGAGCCCAUCUCGGACUCGUGGCUGGACUCGGCGGGGAUGCUCUACUGCCGCUGCAACUUCGGCCUCACGGCGCUCUGAGGGUGCUGAGCCCGGAGCUGAGACUGCUGCACCCGAGCUCAACCGGAGCUGAGACUGCUGCACCCGAGCUAAGCUGGGCAGAGCUGAGAUUGCUAAACCCGGAGCUGAGCCCAGAGCUGAGCUGGGCAGAGCUGAGAUUGCUGAACCCGAGCUGAACCGGACCUGAGGCUGUUGAACCGGAGCUGAGCCCAGGGAGCUGGAGCUGAGCCCAGAGCUGAGCCUGCUUCACCUGAGCUGAGCUCAAGCCAAGCCUGGCUCUGAGCCCAGAGCUGAGCCUGGCUCUGACCCCGGCGCUGAGCCCAGGGAGGCGGAGCUGAGCCCAGAGCUGAGCCCAGGGAGGCGGAGCUGAGCCCAGCCCUGAGCCCAGAGCUGAGCCCAGGGAGGCGGAGCUGAGCCCAGCCUGGCACGGCAGCUCGGAGGAGCCGCUCCUGCCCCGUUCCCUCUGUUCCAGCCGUGGCACAGGCUGCAGAGCUCAGUGCCAGCUCCUGCUCGUGGCAGUGGCUUUGGCAGAGAGCUGGCAUCCAGUUGGGAAUGUGUCCAUCCAACCCUUCCUAGAGCUUUUGUCUCUUCCUCCUCCUCUGGAGUGUGGAGCUCCCCGUGCUGGGGGAAGCUGGGGGAGUGCAGGGGUGAGUGUGGGGGUGCUGGCCCCUGGCUGUGUCUGCACAGGGGGUUUUUUAUGACCAGUAACUCAAGGGCUGCCUUGUUUCUGUAUCUCAAGGUUUGUACAUAAUAAAUGCCAUAGGAUGUUGCCUGUA
This is a messenger RNA of Ficedula albicollis (Collared flycatcher), 3546 nucleotides long. It is a transcript of the gene KLHL28, whose product is annotated as kelch like family member 28. Gene Ontology annotation, molecular function: protein binding. The record is from RefSeq and is a predicted model, not a curated record. The coding region runs from base 1076 to 2791 and encodes 571 amino acids. Lineage: Eukaryota; Metazoa; Chordata; Aves; Passeriformes; Muscicapidae. The transcript has 6 exons.